Molecule: messenger RNA, 3280 nt
Organism: Brachypodium distachyon (stiff brome)
Lineage: Eukaryota; Viridiplantae; Streptophyta; Magnoliopsida; Poales; Poaceae
Product: wall-associated receptor kinase 2
Exons: 4
Coding region: 18-3005 (995 amino acids)
Biological process (GO): protein phosphorylation; cell surface receptor signaling pathway
Cellular component (GO): plasma membrane
Molecular function (GO): calcium ion binding; polysaccharide binding; ATP binding
Source: RefSeq, a predicted model, not a curated record
UGAUCAACAGUUGUUCAAUGGGACUCUGCCUGCCUCUGAUACUGCAUUAUUCAAUCCUGAAACAAGCACGUCAUACACUCACACUGAGUAUCACAGAAAGAAGGACCGGCGCCGGAGCAGCCAUGAGAUCCACCGGAGCGUUAGUUAGCACCACCAUGUUCUUCUUGCUGGUGUUCUUGGCGGCAGCCGGAAUGGCCGGAGCGGAUGAGGAGGGGAUCUUGCAUAUCCCUUCCAAGGCCGAGCUGGCUCACUGCCCCUCUAGCUGCGGGUCAGAACGGGACCUUUCCUACGGCCCUAUCCCCAUCAGCUACCCAUUCGGCAUAGGCCCAGGCUGCUUCCGGCCAGGCUUCGAGCUCACCUGCGACAACACCACCGGGAAGCUCUUCCUGGGAAACAGUACUACUAUUCGGAUCUUUGGUGUUUCCCCCCAGGAAAAUUCAGUUCGAGCAGCCGCUGUCCGCUUCGAUGUCACAAUGAAACCAGGCGUGGACGACUACAACGUCUCGUGGGAGGCCCCUGCCAUGGGCGUCAUCCGGGGAGGGAACUCUCUCUUCGUUGUUGGCUGCGAUGUGGAGUUCUACUUGUUCGGCGGCCAUGACACGGCUGUUCCCAUCGGUUCUUGCAUGACUAUGUGCGUAGCUGACAGGGAAACCAUGGAGAAGGCAAAUGUGGAUGGCGACUGCGCAGGCAUGGGCUGCUGCGCCAUUGCGUUGGCGCGGGACAUGCCGGCAUUCAGGUUCAUUCUUAGCCGGCGCCACCAUGCCGGCAGUAACACGGCAGUGCCCUCUGAUGUCAAGGUUUUCUUGGCACAAAGUUUCUAUUUUCAUGACAUCUACUCCAACCGGACAGACGAUGCAAACAAUACCGAAUGGCCAUCUUACCAGAUUGCCAUCACAGACCAGCCGAGCUGUGAGAGUGCGCAGAAGAACAAGGCAACCUAUGCUUGUAACCACAAAAGCGAAUGCCAUGAUCUGUUGUCUGGAGGAGGCUACUCGUGUUCCUGCCCCCCUUACUCGGGAUUGAUGGGACUCGGCAAUCCUUACAUCAAGGAUGGCUGCACUGAAGAUUACAACCCAAAACCAAGAGGAAGUUGUGAGAAAACAUGUGGGAACACCAGCAUUCCCUUUCCUUUUGGGAUUGAAGAAGGUUGUUAUGCUCUUCAAGAGUUUCGAGUGAACUGUACAUCAGAAAACCUUGCUGUUCUUGAUCGAGGGAUACAAUAUGUCGUGGACAGCAUUUCAGUAAAUGAAGGGUAUGUGAAUGUCAGAACCGCGGAACAAAAGGAGACAACUCACACCAAUAUGGAGGUAUCAACAAUUUUCCCAAAUGAACCUCUCGAUGAUCUUUUCUCUCUUUCUGAAGAAUACCAAGUGAAGAUGUGGACCAUGUGGUGGGCUAUUGCCAACUUAACCUGUCCAAUGGCAACGAGUCAAGAAAAAAGGGCUACAUACGCAUGCCGCAGUCUCAACAGCACUUGUGUUGAUGUUACCCACCAGGAAAGAGGACUGCGAAACUCAAGCGGUGGUAUUGAUCCGCAGUUUGGCUAUCGGUGCAAGUGCUCUCGAGGCUUUGAAGGAAACCCAUACAUACAAGAUGGCUGCAUAGAUAUCAACGAGUGUCUACUACCAAAUGUAUGCAACGGUUCAUGCCAGAAUUUUCCUGGAACCUAUAGUUGCAAAAAUUGCACUCAUGGAGAAAUGUUUGACCAAAUAAAUGGAAAAUGUGUAACAUCAGCCAGGAGAUACCACCAUGUUCUUCUAGGUAUCACAAUUGGAACUGGUUCUGGCCUUGGUUCACUAAUUCUUGCACUGGGUGCAACUGCACUCAUCAAGAAGUGGAAGAGAGGCAUACAGAAGAGAAUUAAAAGGGCAUACUUCAAGAAAAAUCAAGGACUACUUUUGGAACAAUUAAUCUUAGAUGAAAGCGCUACAGCAGAUAAAACAAAAAUAUUUUCCUUGGAGGAAUUAGAUAAGGCAACCAACAACUUUGAUGCCACUCGUGUUCUUGGUCGUGGAGGACAUGGUACAGUUUACAAAGGAAUUCUAUCAGACCAACGUGUGGUGGCCAUUAAAAAGUCGAAAAUAGUGGAGCAAACAGAGAUAGAUCAGUUUAUCAAUGAGGUUGCAAUCUUGUCACAAAUUAUACAUCGCAAUGUGGUGAAGCUUUUUGGUUGUUGUCUGGAAACAGAGGUGCCAUUGUUGGUCUAUGAAUUUAUUUCCAAUGGUACACUAUAUGACCUUCUUUACACUGAUGCAAGUAUUAAAUGCUUGCUGUCCUGGGAUCAUCGCAUCAGAAUUGCAGUAGAAGUAGCGGGUGCACUUGCUUAUCUCCAUUCAGCUGCUGCGAUACCUAUAUUCCACAGAGAUGUGAAAUCUUCCAACAUACUUCUAGAUGGCAGCUUCACUACAAAGGUUUCCGACUUUGGUGCUUCAAGAUUUUUAUCACUUGAUCAGACUCAUGUGGUGACAAACGUACAAGGCACAUUUGGUUACUUAGACCCAGAGUAUUAUCAUACCGGUCAACUGACAGAGAAGAGUGAUGUUUUUAGUUUUGGAGUUAUACUCGUGGAACUUCUGAUAAGAAAGAAGCCGGUCUUUACUAAUGACCUAGGAACAAAACAAAGCCUAUCUAGCUACUUUGUGGAAGCACUUCAGCAGGGAGUUCUCACUGAAAUCAUGGAUCCGCAAGUCAUGGAAGAAGCAGGCCAGGAGGAAAUUGAUGGUGUUGCCUCAAUUGCAGAAGCAUGCUUGAAAGCCAAAGGAGGAGAAAGACCUACCAUGAAAGAGGUAGAUAUGAGGUUGCAAUUCGUUAGAUCUAGAAGAUUAAAAAUGAGGCAGCUUCUCCCAAGAAAGGAUGGAGAGACUGAGCCUUUUCUAUGCCCAAUUACCAGUAGCCCUGUUGCACAGCGGAAUUUUGUAAACAAUGUUGAUUUAAGAUCAGGAUGCAUCUCUACAAAGUACAGUUUGGAGCAAGAAUUUCUGGAUUCGGCCAGUUUUCCACGGUAACAACAUAUGCAAGGUCACGAUGGUCUACUUGCAAGGAUCCAUCUUAGUUACCUUAUAUAUUCUAUGGAGGAAUAUGUUAUGUAAUUCCGUUUACAUGAGAGGAUCUUAUGUUGUUGCACUUCCCGUAUAUUUCUGUAGUAUAUUUGCAGAGCAUUCACUUGUAUGCUUUUAUUGCCUAUGAUCACUAUGAACCUGCUGAGUUACAUCGUUGCAGCUAAUUAAGCUAUAGUGUUGAAAAGGGUAAUCUACAGCAUUAUGAACAUCUUCAGUCAUAA